Molecule: messenger RNA, 1908 nt
Organism: Trichoderma gamsii
Lineage: Eukaryota; Fungi; Ascomycota; Sordariomycetes; Hypocreales; Hypocreaceae
Exons: 3
Coding region: 1-1908 (635 amino acids)
Source: RefSeq, a predicted model, not a curated record
AUGGCGUUCAAAUCCUGCUUCGGCAACCUGAGGCCAUGGACUACCGAGAUCCUGGCAAUGGCCUCGUCCAUCAUCCUAUUAAUCGCCAUGGCGGCCCUACUUGCCGCAUUUAAUCACAAGCCGAUUUUCGACGACAAGAUAUGGACUCUCAACGCCCUCAUUUCUACGCUGUCGACUGCAAGUAAAGCCUGCUUGCUGGCCGCUGUCGCGAGCUGCAUCAGCCAAGAAAAUUGGGUUCUAUUUUCCGAAAAGCCACGGCGUCUAUACGACUUUGAACUGAUUUCUGGGGCGAGCCGUGGGCCUUUUGGAAGUUUCAAGGUCUUGACGAGCUUCAAACUUCGCGGGGGCGGUCUUGUGAGACUUGGUGCGCUGGCAACGAUCUUAAGUCUUGCUAUGGACCCGUUUUCGCAGCAACUAGUUCAGCUCCACAACAGCCAAGACCGUAGAGUUGAUGAAGCCAGCAUUGCCUAUGCUUCCCGAUACUCGCAAGGCACGCUGGUGAGUGGCCUGACUGCCUUUAGUCUCACCAAGGACGGUCAUCUCAAAAUCCAAGGUGCAGACGUUUACGCCAAUGCAGACUUUGGGAUGCAAGCCGCCGUCGCCUUUGGGCUUGCGGCAGACGCAGACGCAGUCAUGGAGCAGGCUUCAUUUCACUGUCCUGGUGUCGAAUGUGACUUCAAGCCUCUGGAGUCCUUGUCUGUGUGCAGUCAGUGCUCUGAUGUAACUGACAAGUUAAAGAAAAACACGCUGAGCACAGGAGAUCAAUACUCUAACCUGCAAUAUGACCCGAGCGUUGCAGAAGCCCAGGCCAACUGCACCGAGUAUAGGCUACCCAACGGCCUGUAUCUGAACAACAUGGACCACAAAUAUGGACCCAGCUCUAGCAUGGUGUACAUGAGCAUGCUUGGCACGUCUGACACUGACAAGACAGUGGCAAUGAAGCAUCUUGACACCCUCAUUUGGUCUCAAACAGUCAUCAAGGUGAACGCGGAUCCGAGUUCCAAGUCCACCACGACCUGGCCAGAUUUUAAAGUCAACGCCUCAGAGUGCGCACUCUACUACUGCACCCGGCGCUAUGAGGGGGACUACAAAAUCGGAUUCAUCAACAUUACCUCGACAGAACUGAAAGAUCAAAAACGUAACCCCCAAUCGUGGGAGCCAUUGGAUCCAAGGUUUCAAUCAGGCCAUGGGGUUGCAGAAAAAGUCGUCAAGAGCCUAGCAUACGAUCCACAGGAAUCGAUUAUUCGUCGGACGGACCUGCAACUGGGGACAGCAACCGGAUGGAACGUCUCGGACGAAGCCGUUUACGGAAUCAGCUACUACAUGCAGACUCUCUUCGCCGAUUGCCUAAACAAUCCCAAGAACUGCACACAGGCCGUUGAGAGCUGGGGCGUCCCCAAUGGAUUCUACAUAUCUAAACUCUCAAACUUUAGCGGCGAGGAGAAACAAGCCGAGCAAUUCCGCCCUAGUGUUGCAAAGGUGCUUUGGGAGACGGACGAUAUAGAACAGGUUUUCGACAAUAUCGCGGCGAGUAUGAGCAAUGCCAUCCGGCGCGGAGCUGAUGGUGGGCAAACAGAAAAAGGCGAUGUCCUACAACCAACAACCGUAUACGUGGUGGCAUGGCCGUGGAUAAUCCUGCAUGCCGCCAUCGAGCUAGGAGGCCUCGUCCUCCUUGUACUCAUCAUUAGGUCAUCAGGCUCGAAUACCGCGCAUAUCUGGAAAUCGAGUGAGCUCGCCGUCUUAUCCAAGGGAGUCGCACUAGGCGACGCAUUCAAAGAGGCUCAUACAAAGGAUGAACUGGAAGAACGGGCUAAGAAUAUUCCUACCGUGUUGGUUAGCAAGCACGAAUUGGGCAAAGUUGAGGGUUCUAGCGAUUUUCUCUUGACUGAUCAAAGAAACGUGGCGUGA